Messenger RNA from Dentiscutata erythropus, 804 nucleotides. The record is from the annotation of a GenBank genome assembly. Lineage: Eukaryota; Fungi; Glomeromycota; Glomeromycetes; Diversisporales; Gigasporaceae.
AUGGCGACACCAGUACAGCCUUUCGCAAUACCACCAGAAGUAUUUGCUGGUACUUUAGCUGGUUGGGCGCAGGUUGUAGUUGGACACCCUUUCGAUACAGUCAAAGUUCAACUUCAAACUAACGGUAAACAGUAUCGAAAUGGGGUAGACUGUUUUAAAAUUAUAGCCAAGAAUGAAGCUCUUAUCGGAUUUUACAGAGGCGUUACGUCUCCUUUAGUGGGAAUUGGUGUCUGUAAUGCGGUCUUGUUCAGCACUUAUGCUAAUAUACGUCGAUUGAUCCGAGGUGGUGAUACAACGCGAACUCUCUCAUUACGUGAAACUGGGAUGGCAGGAGCACUUACUGGCUCAGUUAUGGCUUUUGUCAAUACACCAGUAGAAUUAUUAAAAGUUCAAUUACAAACCCAAAAAAAUUCGCCUGUACCUAAUCCAUACAAAGGUGUUUUCGAUGCCGCAAUACGGAUAUAUGUUAACAAAGGGUUUUCCGGUUUAUAUCACGGUCUACCUAUAACGAUUGUUCGCGAUAUUCCAAGCUUUGCAACCUAUUUUUUUGUGUAUGAAGGAACCAAAAAAAUAAUAGGUAAUUAUAACCAUAGCGGAGAUAAGAACAGACUUACUUCCGCAGAGUUGCUGUUUUCGGGAGGAGUAGCUGGAAUUGCCUGUUGGAUUCCUAGGAAAUCAAAUACUCCAAUGUUUCGUUUACUUUCUAAAGGUUUUGGUCCAACAAUGAUGAGGGCUUUUCCUGCUAAUGCUGCAACUUUCUUUGCCUAUGAAAUGGCACUUAAGAUUUUACGCGUCAAAGAUUAA